AUGGCGCCCGCUAAGGCCAAGGGCCAGAAGAUGAGCAUGGUGGAGUUCCUGGGAGUAGACAAGCCCUCCGGCGAUUUCAGCUGGGCGGAUGAAUCUGAGGAGGCGGGCAUGGAGCAACCUAAUGUGCCCGCUGAGAGAAGCACUCGCUCUUCCUAUGGCAUGUUUGGAAGCGGCGGUUUCGACCGUGACUCCCGUGGUGGAUUCGAGGGCCGUGGAUAUGAGACCCGUGGCGGAUACGCCGUUCGAGAGCCGCUCGACCUCCCCACCGAGCCCCCGUUCACUGCCCACAUUGGAAACCUGUCCUUCGAAGCGACUGCCGCCGAUGUGACUGAUCUAUUUGCCGACUGUGGUGUGACCAAUGUCCGGAUUGUGGAGGAUAGGCAGCUCAACACCCCCAAGGGCUUUGGCUACAUUGAAUUUGAGACUGUCGCUGGUUUGCAGAAGGCCCUGGACCUCUCUGGUACCACCCUGAUGGGCCGCACUAUCCGCACCAGUGUCGCGGACCCUCCCAAGGAGACGCGUGCCGACCCCCGCGACAUGGACUGGACCCGCCGAGGUCCCCUUCCCCCUGCCCCCUCUGAGCGGCGUGUGCCUGACCGGGGCAGCUUUGGCCGCAACAUGGACGCCGCAUCCGACGCCGGAAGUGACCGAGGAGGCCGCCGCAACAACUUCGAGUCUGAUGGAAAGUUCCGCGACUUCGGCAACUGGGAGCGCAAGGGCCCGCUUUCUCCCCCAGCUGGCGCUGGCUUCCGCGAGGGUGGCCGGCCCCGCAACAACGAUGGCCCUUCGCCUUCCUGGGGCGAGGGACGCUCGCAGGAUGGAUCUCGGCCCCCGCGCCCUGAGCGCGCUGAGCGGACUCCUACCGCUGCCGAUAUGGACAACCAGUGGCGCACCAAGAUGCGCCCUGAUGCCGCCGCCAAGGAGCCUAGCAACCCUCCCUCUCCUGUCGCCCCUGCUUCCCGCCCGAGGUUGAACCUGCAAAAGCGCACUGUUUCUGAUGCUGUCCCCACCCCCGCCUCUGCCGCUGGCGACUCGAAAGCUAGCCCAUUCGGUGCCGCUCGCCCGAUUGACACUGCUACCCGUGAGCGCGAAGUGGAGGAGCGCCGCCAGCUUGCUGUUCGCCAGAAGAAGGAGACCGAUGACAAGGUCAAGGCUGAGAAGGCGGAAAAGCAAAAGAAGGAGCCCAAGCCGGGCAUGGAUUCCAACAAGGAUGCUAUUGAACCCCCCAAGGGCGGCGGUAACUUCGAGAUCCUCCGGCGGGCCGGUGAGGACGAGAGCAACGUCUCCACUGAUAAAGAGCCCGCGGAGGCAGCUGCUCCCGCUGCUGCUGCCGAGGAGGCCCCGAAGAAGGCUCCCGCCAACGGCAAUUGGCGGACAGCUGAGACUCCUGCUGAGACCCCUGCUGAGACUCCGGCUGGAGAUAAUGAUGGGUGGAGCACUGUUGACACGAACAAGAAGCGUGGCCGCCGCGGUGGCCGGUUCUGA
This is a messenger RNA of Penicillium canariense, 1485 nucleotides long. RefSeq names its product translation initiation factor 4B. The record is from RefSeq and is a predicted model, not a curated record. Gene Ontology annotation, molecular function: RNA binding. NCBI's taxonomy places the organism in Eukaryota, Fungi, Ascomycota, Eurotiomycetes, Eurotiales, Aspergillaceae. The coding region runs from base 1 to 1485 and encodes 494 amino acids. The transcript has 7 exons.